AUGGAUCCCCCGACAGCGGAGGAGCUGCGGGAGCGGCUCCGCGAGCGGCUCCAGGCUGAGCACGUGGACGUGCAGGACAACCCCCAGCUCUGCCCGGGCAGUUUCCGCGUUUUCGUCGUUUCCGGAAUUUUCCGAGGCCUCAAAACCCUGCAGAGGCACCGGCUCGUUAACGAGGCGCUGGGGGAGGAGCUGGGGCGGAUCCACGCCCUGGAGCAGAAAACGCUGACGCCGGAGCAGUGGGAGGAGCAACAGCGCGGCUCAUUAGCAUAAAUUUGCAUAUUUAAUUAUCACGUUGAUCAGGGCCUUCAAUGGAAGGGGGGUGGAGAAUUUGUGUCUGAUUUGCAUAAAUUU
Messenger RNA from Sturnus vulgaris (Common starling), 351 nucleotides. The record is from RefSeq and is a predicted model, not a curated record. NCBI's taxonomy places the organism in Eukaryota, Metazoa, Chordata, Aves, Passeriformes, Sturnidae.